Messenger RNA from Cimex lectularius (bed bug), 1444 nucleotides. Its product is annotated as glutathione S-transferase-like. The coding region runs from base 69 to 701 and encodes 210 amino acids. The transcript has 5 exons. The record is from RefSeq and is a predicted model, not a curated record. Lineage: Eukaryota; Metazoa; Arthropoda; Insecta; Hemiptera; Cimicidae. Gene Ontology annotation, molecular function: glutathione transferase activity. Gene Ontology annotation, biological process: glutathione metabolic process.
CAUAUCUGACUAAACAGUUUCUUUCCAGAAGUCAACCAGGAUAAAAACAAUUUUUACAGUGUUUAGAAAUGACUGUGAGGCUUUCUUAUUUCAACAUGACUGGCCUUGGAGAGCCAAUCAGACUCUUGCUGUCGUACGGAAAUAUCAAAUUUGAGGAUCGAAGGGUGUCCAAGGAAGAUUGGCCCGAAAUGAAAAGAGGAAUGAGAUGGAACCAACUGCCAAAAUUAGAAAUCGAAGGAAGGGAGCUAUCACAGUCGAAGACAAUCUGUCGAUAUCUGGCGAAGAAGCUCAACCUCUGCGGGAAGAAUGAAUGGGAUGCGACUUACUGCGAUAUGAUGGUCGACAUGCUUGAUGACUUUAGAUCAAGGAUUGUAACAGUUUAUUACACACCUGACAGUGAACAAAGAGAAAAGGAACUUGAGAAAUUGAGAUUGGACUUCGUCCCAACAGCACUGGCCAAAUUUGAAGAGCAAGUUGCAGAAAAUGGAGGAUUCUUUGUAGGAGGGAAGCUCACAUGGCCUGACAUUGUGUUUCUGGCAUUCACUGACUACGCUGGCCAGAUGUUGAAAUGCGACGUGGUGUCGAACUUCCCGAAACUGUCUGCUCUGUGUAACUAUGUCAUGUCACAGCCAGGGAUCAGCAGAUAUUUUAAAACAAGACCUCCCCAACCGGAAGACAUGAGGAAGAUUUUCGCCUACUAAACAAUUGAAACCAAAUGGUCUCUUAGGCCUAGUACACACUUGCAUACAAAGUUGAACGAUUUUGGUAUCUAGACAAUAUCUAUAAGCAAUCAAGCUAUCUAUAAACAAUCGACAAGCUUUUGAACAAAAUCGCAGAACUUUUAACCCCCAUAUGAAAUGGGAUACAGAAGACAAUUCUUAUUCAAUUUUAGCAACUUAUGAGGAACAUGACACUCAAGUAUGUACAGUCAAAGCCUUUAGACUGUCUAAAUACAUUGUCUGUCUACUUCUCUGUAGACAGUCCCUACACAUGUCUCUAGACAAGUUGUAUUGCCUUCCUCAUCCCAUUCCGGUGGUCCUGGCUCCUCCUACCAUUUUCCACCAGUGAAAUUAUUAGUCUCCUUCCUCAUCUUCCACUUAUUCGACUACAGCUGUGUUGCAUAUGGUGGGCUUCCAGGGAAGCAAAAUAAACUCCAAAAAAGAUUAAUGAACUGUUGUGUCAGGCUUAUAUUCGGCAUCCCCCGAGGGUCCAGGGUGUCACAGCUUUACUUGGACCUAUCGUGGCUCUACCCUCUUCCCAAAAUUUAUAUUUUUUUGGUUCCUUUCUUUACCAAGCCAUUAACACCCAUCGUCCGCAUUGGAUGCUGAAUAAUGGAGGACAUUAUUCAGUCCAACCGAUUCAAGUCCUCUUUCCACCCCCGCAAAACCUGCUCAUCUCCCUCCUUCAAUCCUAAUGACCCAAAACAUGCACCGGUUUUUCCUUG